Molecule: messenger RNA, 1900 nt
Organism: Pseudophryne corroboree (corroboree frog)
Lineage: Eukaryota; Metazoa; Chordata; Amphibia; Anura; Myobatrachidae
Product: oocyte zinc finger protein XlCOF7.1-like
Exons: 2
Coding region: 157-1473 (438 amino acids)
Biological process (GO): regulation of transcription by RNA polymerase II
Molecular function (GO): DNA-binding transcription factor activity, RNA polymerase II-specific; RNA polymerase II cis-regulatory region sequence-specific DNA binding
Source: RefSeq, a predicted model, not a curated record
GACUUGGAAGGUGUAGACUGGAAAAUAGAUCCCCUGCUAGACGCCUCAUCUGGCGCAUCGCAGAGGGUGUCCGGGUGUCUAGUGGUCAGCUCGGAUUUUCCUGAUGCACAGAAUAAAACUGGAUUGCACUCCAAAAUUUCCACAACGCACAAUCUGAUGGAAGAUCAAGCUUUAAUUAAAACUAACCAAGUUGCACGCAUCUUAACAACGAGGGACUCUGAAAUGAAUAACAAACAAAAAGAUCUCACAGACACUGAUAUUUAUACACCCACAGAUCAUAUACCGUAUACAUCUCAUAUUAAGAAGGAAUCGGCCUCAUGUGACAGAGGAGACCUCGCACACACUGAUAAUUAUACUCCCACAUAUCAUACACAGUAUACAGCUACUCGUAUUAAGCAGGAAUCUGCCUUUCCUGAAGAAGGGAAUGUCACAGACAUUUAUACACCCACGGAUCAUGCAGAUUAUAUAUCUUUUAAUAUUAAGGAGGAAUCUGUCUCCUCAGAAGAAGGAAAUUUCACAGACACUGAGAAUUAUACUCCCACAGAUCAUACACAGUAUCCAUCUGCAAAUAUUAAGGAGGAAUCCGAUUCAUGCGAUGGAGAAAACCUCACAGACACUGAGAAUUAUGCUCCCACAGGCCAUACACAGUAUACACCAACGGAUGUUAAGGCAGAAUCGGCCUCUUGUGACGAUAAUGACAUAGACACUGACAGCUGUGCACACAUGGAUGAUACACCACUAGAAUUUAUCUGUGUUAAAAUUAAGGAAGAGUCUGCCUCAAGUGAAGAAGAAAACAGUGCGGACACUGAAAUGGAUUCAUCCACCCAUCAUCUACUGACAAAAAAUGCCUCUAGACGACAGAGACAGAAAUCCGCUGCUGCAGAAUCUCACAGAAUGUACAACUGCUCUAAAUGCGAUAAAACUUUCCAUAACUACUCUGACUUCACGGCGCACCAAACAGCGCACCCGAAAACGGAAAUAUCUUGUUCCGAAUGCGGAAAACUGUUUCCAUACAAAUCGCAGCUUAUUAGACACCAGAGGAUUCACACUGGAGAAAAGCCUUUUCCUUGCCCCGAAUGUGGGAAAUGUUUUACCUGUAAAUCAGAGGUUGCAAAACACCAAGUGACUCACACACGAGAAAAGUCCUACUCCUGCUCCGAGUGUGGGAAGCGGUUUAUGAGACAGUCCAGCCUUAUUAACCACAGGAUUACUCACACUGACGAGAAGCCAUUUUCCUGCUCUGAGUGUGGGAAAUCGUUUAAGUGGCAGUACAACCUUUCCCUACAUCAGAGGAUACACACAGGAGAGAAGCCCUAUGAGUGCUCCGUAUGUGGGAAGUGCUUCACCUGUAGGUCAAACCUUAUUUAUCAUCAGAGAACUCACACUGGGGAGAAACCUUUUACUUGUUCGAAAUGUGGCGUAUGCUUUGCGUUUAAACCGCAGCUCACUAGACAUGAGAAAACACACUUAUAAGAGCAACCCAUGUUUGUAUUGAUGAAUUACAGAUGUACCCGUUACCUAGACAUCGUGGAAUCAAGAUGCAACGCCAUGUAGCCGGCCUCAGUGAUAUCACUCAUGCCAAGCGAACCAUUGAAUGUUGGACAACAAAAUGGCCGACUGUGUAGCUAAUGGGUACACUUUUAUGGGCGUUCUAUGGCGUUUUAAGUCAAGAUGUGUUUGUAAACAUCAAGCUGAAUAAAAUAAUGUAACGUGUCUGAAAAAAAAAGGUUUCUACCAUCAUGCAACUUUAAUUGGAACGUUUAUUACCUAAUACCUUUUAUACUAAAUACAUUACGGCAUCUGAUUUUUGGGUGUACUUAUAACAUGAGUCUGUGUUAUUUUUAUUUCUCUGGAUUACUAUAAAGAGCUGCAUUAUCACUACAGUGUAAUUCUGUGUAUG